AUGGCAAUUCGACACUCUAUGCUUUUUCUUACAUUUCUUGUUCAAUUCUCAUCAUUACAAUUCCCCUCACUCGGAUUAUACAAUCUCCAAGACACUUACUUCAUCAAUUGCGGAUCAGAUACCGACGUUACAGAAAGUAACAACGAUUAUAUUGGAGAAUCCAAUCCUUCCUACCCUAAAACAAUAUUUACCAAAAGCUCCAUAGAAACAAAUCAAUCAGCACUGCUUUCACCUCUCUACCAAUCUGCAAGAAUUUUCAAUUCUGAAUCUUCCUACGAAUUCACUACAGUCCCAAACAACACCUACACGGUACGUUUACAUUUCCUUUCAAUAUCUUCACCAACUGACCUUUCCACUGCAAAAUUCAAUGUUUCUGUUCCCGGUUUCUCUCUGUUACAAAAUUUCGACGCCAAAAACACCACAAACUCUCCCUUAAUUAAAGAGUAUUUUGUCAAAAUCAUUCGAAAAAGAUUCAAAAUAACUUUCACACCUCAAACAUCUUCAUUCGCUUUCGUUAACGCAAUAGAACUCUUCAUGCUCCCUAUUUAUUUUAUCCCCGAUUCCAUCGCACGUUUCAAUUACAUUAGUUCUUAUGGUCAAGCCCUAUCUACUUAUACCGGCGGUUUACUCUCCCGAGCUUUGGAAACCAAGCACCGACUUAAUGUUGGUGGCAGUGUUGUCGAUAGAGAACAUGAUAACUUGUCGAGAAAUUGGUUACCAGAUGACAGUUAUAUAACUAAUCCACAGAACGCAAAGAAUAGUUCCUUUAGUGGUGAUAUAAAACGCACUGCAAAUGAUGAAUCUGAUGGUCCAAAUUCGAAUAAAUAUAUUGCUCCAGAUGUUGUUUAUCAAACUGCCAGAGAGAGUAAAAACGGUUCUAUAGGUUUAAACAUAAGUUGGAGUGUUCCCUUGCAGGAGAAUACUGAUCAUUUUGUUAGGCUUCACUUUUGCGACCUGUUAAACCCACAGACUGGUCUUACAGCUUUUUUUCUCUUCAUUUAUGACACUUAUGUUAUAAAUAUAAAUGAUGACUCAAGAUUGUCAUCUGAGUUGCAUGAUCCUUAUUAUUAUGAUUUUGUGGUUCGCUCCGAUGGCACUGGGCUAUUGAAGAUUACUGUGAGACCUAAUGUCACAGAUUAUGUACCAAACGCGUUUUUAAACGGUCUAGAACUAAUGAAAGUGAUUGAAUCAUCCGGUUUAAUUCCCUUAGAUGAUUUGGAUUCGAAUUCAAAGUUUAGUCUUCCUGUGGUGGUGGGUUCGGCCGUGGGAGGUUUAGUUCUGGUUUCUUUUGUGGUGGUUGUGUUUCUUUGGAUUAUUAAAAUCAGGAAACAAAGGCCUGUUGAGAAUUCUAGUUGGUUGCCCGUUCGAGCGGCUGCGGGAUGGAGUAGUCAUAGCAGAUUAACUGAUGGAACAACAGUUCAAGGCUCACCUCUACCUAACAUAAACCUUGGAUUGAAAAUCUCCUUGCUUGAUCUUCAACUUGCAACGGAGAAUUUCAACGCGGAUAAGAUAAUUGGAAAGGGUGGUUUUGGAAUUGUUUAUAAGGGAGUUCUCAGGAAUGGGAAGAGUGUGGCAGUGAAAAGAAGUGAACCAGGAUCAGCUCAAGGACUUCCUGAAUUUCAAGCUGAGAUAAUGGUUUUGUCCAAAAUUCGUCACAGACACCUUGUUUCCUUAAUUGGGUAUUGUGAUGAAAGGUUUGAGAUGAUACUUGUUUAUGAGUACAUGGAAAAAGGGACACUUAGAGAUAGUUUGUACAACACAAAUUUGUCUAGUUUUUUGACUUGGAAGCAAAGACUUGAGAUUUGCAUUGGUGCUGCUAGAGGUCUUCAUUAUCUUCACAAAGGAGCAACUGGUGGAAUCAUUCACCGCGAUGUGAAAUCCACAAACAUAUUGCUUGAUGAGAAUCUUGUUGCUAAAGUUGCUGAUUUUGGUCUUUCAAGAACCGGUCCUCUUGAUCAGCAUUCUUAUGUCAGCACAGGUGUUAAAGGAACUUUCGGGUAUCUCGAUCCAGAGUACUUUAGAUCACAACAGCUUACAGAAAAAUCUGAUGUUUAUUCAUUCGGCGUGGUUCUUCUUGAAGUGCUGUGUGCAAGACCAGCCAUUGAACCGGCGCUUCCAAGGGAACAGGUGAACUUGGCUGAGUGGGGAGUUUUUUGCAAAGACAAAGGGAUAUUGGAAGAUAUCAUAGAUCCUUCUAUUAAGGGACAGAUUGAUCAAAACUCACUAAGAAAAUUUAGUGAGACAGUAGAAAAAUGCUUACAAGAUGAUGGCAGUGAUAGACCUUCAAUGGGCGAUGUGUUGUGGGACUUGGAAUAUGCUUUGCAGCUUCAGAGAGGUGCAAUACACAGAGAACCUCAUGAGGAUAGUUCCAGCAGUGCUUCUGUAUCAAUUCAAUUGCCUAAUGUUCGCCGUUUUCCUUCACUGUCUACACUGAGUGAAAUUGAUGACAUGUCUAUCGGGAGGGUUACUGAUGAAUCAGUUAAUGCAGAGGAUUUAGUUUUCUCUCAGUUGAAAACUGAUGAUGCUAGAUAG
This is a messenger RNA of Lathyrus sativus (Indian pea), 2532 nucleotides long. NCBI's taxonomy places the organism in Eukaryota, Viridiplantae, Streptophyta, Magnoliopsida, Fabales, Fabaceae. The record is from the annotation of a GenBank genome assembly.